Messenger RNA from Plasmopara halstedii, 5133 nucleotides. RefSeq names its product Mannose-binding lectin. Bases 1 to 5133 code for a protein of 1710 amino acids. The record is from RefSeq and is a predicted model, not a curated record. The transcript is spliced from 2 exons. Lineage: Eukaryota; Oomycota; Peronosporomycetes; Peronosporales; Peronosporaceae.
AUGAAGCGCGCAUUUGGAUCAGAACUAACUUUGGACAACUCUUCAUCUCAUCUUCGUACCACCUCUACAAGGAAGAAUAAUCAACGAGAGCAGAGCCGACUAGAGUGUCGGUCUCUGACGUCCACACCGUUUGACCUGCCGGUGCUUCUAACGGAUUUGCAUCCUCCGGACUCACGUAAUCAGCAAAUUAAAACAAGCCAAUCAUCACAAAAAUCUGAAGUAAAGACUCAAGAUGAUAAAGAUCGAUUUAUUACUCCCAAAGUAUCGCGACUUUGCUCAAGAGAAGAAGAAGAGCGCAAAGUGCGAAAAAUUGAAGCUACGGUGCUCAAGAGUAUCAUGAGACGGCGGCAUAGAGUGCGGAAACUUGGAAGAAUGAAAUUAACGAUGAAAGAAAGGCUAAAAGAGAAGUUAUGGAAGGAUCUGAGCAGGUAUGGCCUUUGGCCUAUGGGAGAUUACGCCGACCAACAUUCAGUGGAAACGGCAGUGGAAGCUAUUUGGAAUCAGUGGCAGAAGAAUACAGAACGGACGUCUACGAGUAAUAUGAUUAGCGAAUACAGCGAUGCUAGGGGAGAAGAUUCUGUGCUUUUGGACGAGGUGAGUGGUGCUAGUGAAAUAUCUAUGACUGGAGUGAUGUCGGUGUCGAGCUCAUUGGCGGCGGAAACAACCGAAAUGGAUAGUAAAAAUACAGCAAACAUGAUGGUAUCGGGUGGCUAUCCCGACUUUGACAAUUUUGAGAUAGCGAAUGAGAAAAGUAGUCAACCAAAGGUUGAAUCAUCGACAUCUGAUCUGGAUGCGAACAUUCAGACGCCUGGAUUGAAACGACGCGAAAGAUUGACUAACUUGCGCCAUUUUGUGGAAACGCAAUUACAGAAGCGAUUGUUUAAGGCACAGGAUAUCAUUGAAAAUGCGUUUACAGAGAGUGGCCGGAUGACGGUUGAUCAAAUUAUAGAUAUUCUCAAGCACUCGAAUGUUCAGUUUAAUAAGAAGGAUGAGCAGAAGAUUCAAAACCUUUUUGAAGAACACUCUAAAGCAACAUCAACAGCUCGAGAUGGAGGCGAAGAAAAAAUUGAGCAAAUUCACGAUUAUUCUGAGCGAGUGAUGAGUACAUUAGUGUUUACCUACGAUGACUUUUGUCAGCUCUUCUAUCCAACUGACCCUCAAGAGGUUUUGAAGUGGAAACGCGAAUUUGAAGCCGAUCGACUACGUCAAAGACAGGAGAAAGAGAUAUACAUCAGGGAGCUAGAGGCACUGGAAGAUAAAGUUCGGCAACGCCUAGAAAAUUCAGCCAAGCCCAUGAUUGAAGCUCUGACGCACUUUCGCUGUGACCCAAAAUAUAUUCCGUGGGAAAGUGAGCACCAGCGAUUGCAACUUCGACUUCAACUUUUUAAAACCGAUCUAAAAUCAUUACAGAGCCAACAGGUAGGACAAUCUUUAGGCGGAACCCCGCAUGCAAAAGGAACAGAAAGCCUAGAAGAACAGAUAAUGCAUAGUGCCUCGAACAGAAUGUCUAUCAAACUUGCUUUGUCCAGUCUUCUACAACGAUACUCAAGAGAUGGGCAUUUUGAUGGUAUUGACAUAUCGACUGCAGCGUACUUGUAUCAUGAUAUAGCAGCUGAUAUCAUUAAGGGAAGGAUUUGUCGGUAUCGGGAGAGAUGCACGAGUGAUCAAUGGCCUGAGCGGCAAUUAGUCCUUCAUUUUCGUAUGAAGAAGCAAACGUUUAAUGAUUGGCGUGUGUUUGCCAAUUAUUCAAGGACUCUGGAAAAAUACGUUUUGCGCAAGUUUGUGGCUUGGAAAAAUAUGACACGAAAGCUGCAUGAAUAUCAUGCUUUCUAUCGUACCAGCUUCUGGCCUUUUUACGUCUGGAAACGUCAUCUUCAGCAAAUGAUCAUUGCGCGUGGCAAAAAAAUCUUUCUUAUGAAUGUUCUGCAAACGUACACAUUGCUUCGACAUUUUCGAGCACAGAAGCUAUGGGUUACCAAAAAGAAAUGGAACAAAAAUCAAAUCGCUUGUAUGCGAAAGAGAAAAGCACAUAAAACCUAUCGCAUUUGCUGGACUUCGUGGAACGAUCGAUCUCAAAAGUUACGCCGAACACGCCAGAUCUGGCAAAAUCACGGGAGGAGGUUUCGGCGACAUGUAUUUUACAUUGUAAGGACAGCCUUUUUCGUAUUGCGCUACUUCACAAUUUUGAGGAAAGAAAUGAAGCGGCGCAUGUACAAAACAUUUUUGAGCGAAUUUUCAAUAUGUGCACAAAGAAAUAUUGUGGCGGAUCACCAUCAUCAACUACAGGAUACUUACCCACACCAAGUAUCAUUGUUGUCUGGCGCAUUUGAGCUUGAGAAGGCGUCAUUAUCCCAGUUUAGUUAUUCGACUUCUCCUCAUAACUCAUCUUCGCUUGAACGGGAAACUAGCAUGGACCUGCGAAACUCUAGUAUAUUAUUGCCGACUGACGAUGAGGGCAAUAUCAAGAUUUUGCCGGAUAAUUUUAACGUCAAAAAGCUUUGCGCUAAGUCUUACGACAGCAGUAGUGUGAAUUUCAUCACGUGGAUCAUGGAAAGCGCAGUAAGCAAGCCAGACAAUAACGAAAGUCUGCUUCAAACGACAUUUCUUAAUUUGUAUAUGUCAUGCUGCAGACAGGACCGCAUCAACAUGAUCGGUAACGUGGUUGCCUAUCGACGGUUAGGGCAAAUGUUUAUGAAGAAUUUGCACAUAUUGAUUCGCCAACGCAAAUUGAAUCGUUUUGCUAGCGAUCUAGGUGCAUUUCGCGUUGCGACCUCUUACUUCCAUCAGUGGAUGAUUGGCACCAUUUCCAAAGCGACACAAAUCGACAAUGCGAAGCGUAUGGGACAGAAGGAUGAAAUUGGGACAGAUUCCGAUCGAAUCAAAAUACAUUGGCGAAAAGACCGACAAUGGCGUACUCAAGCAAUUGCUGAAAACACAAUUCGAGCACAACAACUUCGCGAGAACCUUCUUGCUAUUAAAGAAAGUAAUAGAUUACAAAUGGAAAACUUAAGGGAGCGUGAAUUAAUUCUUGAGUCAAUGCGAGCACGUGAAGUUAACUUUCUCAAAAAAGAAAGUGAUGCAACUUUAGAGGUAAAGGCGGCUCAAAUGCGACUGGUUCAGCAAAUGAUUUCGCAACGGGCACGACUUCUUUAUGAUGCGAUAGAUCAUGUUUUUGAUGUCUUUCUUUUGCAAUACAAACGUCAGCAGUUGAAAUCGAGCUUCCGUUGUCUUCGCAUUGCCGUCAUGAUGCAGUACACGAACACGCUUUGUCAUCGAGCGAAAAUCCGUAACUGGCUCCGCCUUUGUCACCGCUUAAGUUACUGGGAAAGAAACAUGAGCGCAUUCUACAAACUCAAAAAAAAGUAUAACGCCUUCAAGGCGCUAUUAAAGCAUGCUGUAUGGAAGUGGAAAUUUCAGUCACCUGACCUUUUACGUAAACUCCAGCGCUCGCAAGAGCUUUUGUGGAAGUAUGACCAUUAUAUGGAAACCCAAGGGGUGCUAGAUGGUAGCCCAGAAUCUUUGAGUCUUGUUAAAACAAAAUUUUCGCCCGCAAACUUGUUUCGGGGCGUUUUUCUACGCUGGACUCAAUUUGCUCAGCGUUCAAGAGCGCGAAAAGGGAUUGUCUUACACGCACGUCGGAAACGGGGGAUCUGGUUAAUGCAUACAGUAUUCUUUGCUCUGAAUAAUCGAGUGAAGGUGCGGUACACAUUCGAACAGCGGUGCGCUCAUGUACCAUACUUGUGGAGACAUAUUGAGGCCGACCUGGACAUUUAUCGCUGUAAAAUCAUUGCACAUGAGCAGCGUCUGCCCACAACAACAUUAAAGGCUCAAUUGAUCCGUUCCUGUAAACUAGUACGCAAAACCGCAAUCAGCUCGCCAUCAUUGAAAGCGUUAGUUCAAGAACAUGAGAAGGAAGUCCGCCAACGGAUGCAACUCGAGAGGCAAUUGAUGCUUGUGGCGUACGAAGAACGUGCGGUCCACAAAUUUGCUGAGAGCUCAUCCAGUUUAGUUGGCACAGCAGCAGGAAAAUUGUUCGUGCACGACAAGGUGCCCGAGUUUUAUAGUAUUACCGAAAUUACAAUUAUCAGUGGUAAGAGGGUGGAAGGAAUUUGCGUUGUGAUAAAGGCACCGGGGUAUGAUGAUCGUCAAGCUUUCACUUAUGGAAAAUCUUCCGGAAAUCGCGAGGCUUUCACGUUACGAAGGGACGAGAAACUUGUGAGCGUCGAAGGUUUCGCAUCACAAUCAAUACAUGGUCUUAGGUUUGGCACGAGCUUUGGGCGGUAUUCAAAUUGGUUUGGCCAUUGUGAGACAGGAUCGAAAUUUGAUUUUCAUAGCAAGUUUAUAAGCAAGCAGGAAGAAAUCAUUGGUUUUUUCGGGUAUACUGAUGGCGCGUCUAUCAAUUCAUUAGGUGUUGUGAUGAGGCACGCUACUUCAACAAACUUGUUUGAGGGUUUGUGGGUGCAGCAGGACGCAAAAUCACAGCAGUCAUUAAAGCAAGGACUUAUGGACGCUCCACCAUUAUGCGACCGGCAGUUUGCAUACUUUCUUCAGGUUCGUGCGUGCGAGGUGAUCGUGGCAAUGAAAAGAGCACACCUCUUUGUAACAAAUGUGUACAGAAACGUACAGACGCUGCCGCCUGCUCUAACAAAUGUCCGAAUCAUGCUGGCAAUUGCAAAAUGGAUGUUCAACGCUCUUUCGCACGGGUUGGUCCACUGUACUGGACGUGAAGAGGAGGGGAAGGCAAUUUUAGCGAGUGGUCAAGAAAAAUACGUUCUUGGGGAAAAGCUUUGGAGUGAUGGAGCCCGCACCAUACAAAGAGUGGACGGAUAUCGUGAUCGUGCGGGGCAGCUGGAUGCAUCGACAUUAGGAGUAAAAAAAGUUAUGAAAUUGCAAGAAAUGAUGGAUCAUGCUCAGCAGCAAAUGAUUCGAGGAGGCCAGCUAAGGAAUGACGGUCAGCACGAGAUGAUGCAUAGCAGACAAUUUCUGCCCUACCUUCCGACUACAAGGCGCAUGAUCUCGACUGUUUCUAAAAUUUACAAAGUCGUACAAGCUAAAGAUGAAAUAGACCGAGUGGAUCCAGAAUUGCGAUCUAAUCUUUUGCUUGAGAAGAAUAUUGGAUAUCAAGCCGAAUAA